Diatraea saccharalis (sugarcane borer) is the source of this 20118-nucleotide messenger RNA. The record is from the annotation of a GenBank genome assembly. NCBI's taxonomy places the organism in Eukaryota, Metazoa, Arthropoda, Insecta, Lepidoptera, Crambidae.
GCCCGUCCUGAGUGGUCGGUCGCGAGCGCUACUCUGGGCGAACCGUCGGCAGUCGCGCCGGCGCCGCCGUCGGCAAUGGACCACGACGAGGAACGGUCCUUGUCUCUAGGCACGGAGGUAUCAGCCUCCGUGCCGCCCCCGAGCCCUCUUACGGGAUGCUAUUUGCUCGCUGUCGUAGGGGAGCCUCACACGCACGAGCACAAGGAGAUUAUCCUCCAGCGACUUGUCAAAGGACUGCUAUCAUGGGACUCUGGCGAGCACCAGGUCGACCUGGAAAAGGAGCUGUCCACCCUCACGGCGCAGGCACCCGAGGGGGAGGAAGCCAGAUUUGGGGAACGCCUCAUCCAGUUCGCUUCAGAGAACCUGGUGACGGAGAUCCUGAUCCACCCACAGAUGAAUACGCUGAUGCAGUGCAUGCGCAACUUGCUCAGCUCCUUCACGAGGCACCGACACCUCGUGCACGCCGGAUAUACUUUCGCCGGGAACGGAUCCUGGAUCAUGCAGGACGGGACCUUCUCCUUGGCCGACUUCACUGAUGCGUACCAAGAGAAUGAAGUGCAGCGCGUAAUUCGCGCUUACGAGAAUUCGAUUUCGAUCGAUAUACACUGCUCCACCAGCGGGGGCGGCGAGUGGGCUAAACUGCCCGACAUGCCUUUCGCGAAACACUGCAAGAUUAGAGUUAAUCCCACUGAUAUUUUGGACUCUGGCUCUCAAGCCAUCAAGGAUUUUAUCGCAUACCUGGACCCAUACAUCGUGCCGGCGAGCCUUGAUCAGCUCCUGGUGGCCAGCGACGUGGUAGGCAACAUCAGGUUCAGUCACCCGACGCUGUACGUAUUUCCGGGGGGCCAAGGCGACGCCGCGCUCUUCGGCAUCAACGGAUUCAAUAUGCUCGUGGACGGCGGGUUCUCCCGCAAGGCAUGCUGGUGGGACUUCGCUCGGCAUCUGGACCGUCUGGACGCGGUACUGUUCACCAGGCUCAACAACUGUUCUGUAUCAGGCAUGGCGGCUGUCCUGCGCAGGAAGGCCACCGCCAAUGUCUAUCCACAGAUUGGACACUUCUUCUGUAAUCUAGAGGAGAGACGCGCGCUCGCGAGCCCGGACGGCGACAAGGACGCUGACCCGCUGCUGGUGUCGCUGCUGCAGGAGGGUUCCGACAUGAUGGCUGACCUCAGGCACAUCAACCUCAAGCCGCAGCACUGCUACCGCGGACCAGACCCCAUCAACCUAUACCACAAAGUUGGACACGGAACACUGGAUAUGUAUGUACUGAAUCCGUCCAAGGACUCUAAGCAUGUUCGUGAAUUCCUCAAACGAUGGCAUAAUAGUGAACAAAAACUUUUUGAAGGUGCAAGUGUAUCGGGACAGUUUAAUUUUCCAAUUCCUAACUUAGUGUCUAUUUGUGCUUUACUAGUGUGGCGACCCGCAAACCCUGACGAUACGAUCACGAGGAUAAUGUUUCCUGGCUCGACCCCACAACAUAAAAUAUUUGAAGGCUUAGAAAAAUUAAAGCAUCUUGAGUUUCUUCACCACCCAACGUGCACAGGACGACAAAUGGCAGAAACAGUCCCCCCUACGACCACGACGACAACGACAACUUUCACAACAGCAACAACAAAAUCCACAAAACAAGUCUCAUCUAGAGCUAGUAAAGAAAAACAUAUUCUUACCGAUAAAACAAAAGAAGAAAAAAUUGUUGAACCAGAACCUCCACCACUCAAGGAUGCGAUAGUAAAAGAUGAAACAGAUUCAAAAAAUAUGAUUGAUAAUAAAUUACUCAGUGAACUAGUAGAAGGUGAAGAGAAAAAGAUUGAAUCAGUUUUGCAGGAUGCCAUCACAGCAAGAAUUGAAACAAAGCUUGAUGAUAAACUUGCUCAAUAUGAGAGCACUGUUUUAGAUGGCUUGUCAAAAAAGAAGGAAGUCAAGAAAAAAGAAAAAGUGUCGGAAAAGAGAACAAAACGUUUUGAUAAAAUUGAAGACUUAAAAGAGCCUGUAGUUAAACCAACUGAAAGUAAAAAGGCUGAUAUAGACAGUAAAUCUAAAUCUGAAAUGAAAAAGAGAAUAGAAAGUAAAAUUAAAACUGAUUCUGUGCCUUCCUCAACGAGAAGUAAAACCAGUCAUCGGGUUGUACUAAAAUCCACAGAGAAAAAAACAAUUAUUGAUAAAAAAUCGCCACCGAUAACGCCAAAAAAGGUUCUAGAAACUAAAACAGUCACUUCCACAAUACAAUCCGUAGCAAAAGAAAGGUUAAAGACUAAAACUAGAAAAUUAAGUCCUAGCAGUACUCCUGCUAAGAGUGCCAAAGAAGCAAGUAAUCGCAGGGUUAUGGAAUCAAAAUAUAAACAAGGAUCGCCCAAACGUGAUUUAAGUCAAAAACAGUCGGAAAAAAAAGAACUGAAACCCAAGAGAGAACCAAUUUCAAGAAGGCCGCGUCCCUUAGCUUCACCUAUAAAAGGAUUAAAAGUAAUGAAAAGUCCAACAAAAUCCGCCAAAGUACCAAAAGCUGAUAUGUCUAAACUAAAAGGCUUACAAAGAGUAAAUUAUGAAGAUAUUUUGAAAGAUGCAAAAAAAUCUGAUGAAGACACGUCAAAAUCAUUAGAUGAGAUAAAACAACAAGAACUUGAUGAAAAGGAAGAACAAGAGAUCGUAAGAGAAAUUGAAGCUGUUUUUAAUAGAGAUAGUGAAACUGAAGAAAAAGUAGAAUAUGUCGGAAGGUCGGACAUUGAAAAAAUUACAUGUAUGUUAGAUGAUACAAAAACAACAGCUGAUGGUGAAUUUGAAGAAGAAUACCUAAUAAUAGAAAAAGAAGAAGUUGAGCAAUUCACAGAGGAUUCUGUGAUUGAGCAUGAAAGUAGUCAAGACAACGAUGGAGACGAACUUCAAAAACAUUUGAAAGAUAAAGAAGAAUCUGAGAAAAGGAAAGAUGAAAAAAUAAUCAAGAUUAAAACUGAUACAUUAGCAGAGUUUGAAAGUGAUCAAAAACAAACAGAAUCUAAGGAACAUUCUGUAAGUGUAGAGGAAAAACAGGACAUAAGCAGUGAAAAGAAAACAUCAGAAAGUAAAAGUGGUGUUCCGAAACCCAAAGACUCUCUAGAACUUAAUAUUGUACAAGAAUCUCAACCAGAUGAAAAAAUUUCGACGACUAUCGAAUCUGGCGCUACUACAGCACCAACAUUACCAGAAGAUGAGCGAAUUACUCUUGAUGAUAUUAAAGAAAAUCAAAUUAUUGAAGAAAAAUAUAUUAAAGAAGAAAAAAAAGAAAUUAUCCCACCACAAACGUUGGCUGACGUCCAUAAAAUAACAUGCAAAGAGAAAAGUACAAAACAAGAAUCUAUACCGGCACCAAUAAGAGAAAUAGUCAAAACUCCUGAUGAAGUCGCAGAUUUACCAUUGCACGAAGAAGUUGACUAUAGGACAUAUGAGGAAAAGAAAACUCCGCUCGAUGAAGAGAUUUUCAAACGUAAACCUGAUUUAGGGUUUGUACAUGAAAUAAAAGUGCCAAAGGACUUACCCUUACCUGACACAGAUAAUAUAAUACCUGAUAAAACUCCUAAAACAAUCGAAGAUGAUGUUGUUUUAAAAACAGUUCAACGGGCAUCGCAUGCUGAAUUAGUUACUGUUACCCCAGGCUCUGCACCAGAGUCACCAAUGAACCCUGUUCAAAUUAAAACUGCAUCUCUUCCAAACAAAGAAUUAGAGACCUUGAAAGAGUUCGAUGGAGUUGAGUAUAAUUAUCCUCAGUUUACCGAAAAAUUAAGGGAAACACAUAUUACUACAGUAGAUUCUCCUAUUAGGGAUGACAUUAUAAUUAUAGAGGAAGUGUCAUGCAUGCCAGAAAAAAUUCCUUCAAUCCCUGAAGAUGUUGAAAAGGAAAUUGAAGAAGAACGAAUACUUGAAAUAACAGAGAAACCACCGUUGAGUCCUAAAGACGUAGAAAAAAUAGUUGCAGACGUCGCAGAAGUAUUGAAAUCUGACAAGAGUCUUGAAGAAAUAAUGGCUGAAAAAUCACCAGUGGUGAUUUGCAAAUCUCCAGAAAGUUUUUCUAAGACGGAUAUAGCUAUAGCAUCAGCAAUUGAGGCUACUAAAAUGCUUUUGAUACAUGAAAAAGAAAUUCCUACGAAGGAGACAAUAGGCUCAAUUGUAAUAACAAAGGAAAUUUCCCCAUCAAGAUCUAUCGCGUCUGAAGAUGUUAGUGAAACAUCAGAUAAGACAGUAUUAAGUGAAGGGAAAAGAAUAAAACAGGAUACCAAUGACCAACAAACACUGUUAAAAUCUUCUAUCAAACCAGCCACUGCUGUAUAUGAGCAGGAAAUAAAAUUAAAAUCAAAUGAAAUAGUAGUUUCAGUAGAAGGCAAAGAAGAAGAAGCAUUUAAUGCAAAAAAUUCAAUAGAAAAAUAUCUCGUGGAUAAAUCCAAAACUCUAGAAAAGGAUACUUUGUCUAGGGAUAUAUCAAGAGACAUUAAUGAAAAACGACUUAGCAUAACUUUCGAAUCAGCUAAAACAUUAGAGAAAUUAGAGGAAAAAAUGACAGACUUAAAACGUAAAGAGGAAUUUAUACUCAACCAACCGGUUAACGGUGAGGCUGUGCCAAUCAUAACUUCUGAAACAAAUAAAACUAUUCAAAAAUCUUCACAAGAAGAAAUAGCAAUUGUGGAACAAGACGAUACAAUUAAAGAAAUUGAUGAAAAGUCUCCAACAACUAUCACCAUCGAUACUAAGAUAGCGAGCCCAGUAAAGACGUCAGACUCUCUUUUCAGUACAGUUCUUAUUAAAGAACUUGAUUCUGAGAUAGAGAAAACGGCAAUAAAAGACAAACAGGUUGAAACUGUCUUAUCUCAGAGCUAUGUUUCAACUCAUGAUGGAUUAGAAAGAAAUAUCCAAAAAAUAGAUGACAUGUUCCAAGUAGAGUACAGCGACAUUUUAAAGGAAUCCGUACCGCUUUCUAUUAAAGAAGGCGAAAAACAGUUAAUAGACGAAAAGGAUAGUGACGAAGAAAGUACUCGAGAACCAGACGAUCAAGAUAUUAAAGCUGAACAAUACACACACAGUUUAGGAGAUACAGUAGAAAAUAUUUCAAGUAGCGAAUGUUUGCUCGCAGAUCAAUUAACAAAACAAGUAUACUCUACAAAAGAUGUCUUAGAACAAAAAUUCAUUUCUAGCAAACUUGAUAAAGUGCAAGUAAGUUUAGAAAAAGAUUUUAUAAAAGUUACACAAGAAGAUCUCUCUAAAAUUGUCGAUGGUGAGUGUGAUAAGAAAGAUUCAAAAAUUGAAUCUACAAUUUUAAGCAAUGUUCACGACCUUGAAAAAGAAUUACCAAAUAAAGAAAAAAAAGAAGUUGAACAAAAUGUACUUGAAGCUCAAAUCAGCCCCAUAGACAAAAAUAUUGAAGAAAGUUCAUCUUUGAGUGAAAAAGAUUCUAUCACUACUACUGAGGAGGUAACAGAAAAGGACACAAAAGUCGAAAAAUCUGUAAUAAAUGAAGCAACAGAUACUAAAACUGACAAAGUGUAUUUGGAAACAGAAGAAGAAGGUAACAAAAUAGGUGAACAAAAAAUCAUCCCAAUUACAGCAAACGAUAUUGAAAAAACUUCGUCUCCAGAGGUAGUAGAAAGCGCACCUAUUACACUGCCAGAUAUAAACGAUAAGCCGCCAAAGGAAAUAGGGAAUAGGGAAUCGCCUACAGAGAAAGCAAGUAAAAAUAUAAUAGAUGACAAAACAUUUACUUUAGUCACUGAAAAAGUAAUUGAAAAAACCCCUACACAAGAAAAAGAAGACAGGGCGCCCAUUGCAGUGUCACUUGUAGAUGUGAAGCUAACAGAUAAGGAAAUAGUAUCACCUAUUUUAGAAAAGUUAACUGAUACAGAAUUUGCACCAGGAAAAGGAGACCAAUCUGAAGGUAGCGAAAACACUACCAUUCAGCUUGAAAGAGAAAGUAUGUCAUCGGAUACAUUAGAUAAAGUAACCGAUAUUAAAACAAAAUCGAAAAAAGAAACGUCCGCAGAAAAAGUAAGUGAAAAAGAAAUCGAGGAAGAAAAAUUAAUCAAAGUCACUGAAAAACUAAUUGAGAAAACUCCUUUACCAGAAAAGGAAGACAAGGCGCACGUUGCAGUGUCACCUGUAGAUGCGAAGCCAACAGAUAAGCAAAAACUAUCACAUGUUUUAGAAAAGCUAACUGAUACAGAGUUCGCACCAGGAAAAAGAGACCAAUCUGAAGUAAGCGAAAAAACUGGCAUCGCGCUUGUGACAGAAAGUAUGUCAUCUGAUUCAUUUGAUAAAGUAACUGAUAUUAAAAUAAUAUCGGAAAUAGAACUGACCGCAGAAAAAGAUAAUAAAAAAGUAAUUGAGAAAACUCCUUUACCAGAAGAGGAAGACAGAGCGCCCAUUGCAGUGUCACCUGUAGAUGAGAAGUCAACACAUAAGGGAAAAAUAUCAGAUGUUCCAGAAAAGCCAACUAAUACAGAAUUUGCAACAGAAAAAGAAGACCACGUGGAAGGUGGCGAAAAGGCAGCUACCGCAUUUUUGACAGUUAGUCUGUCAACUGAUACUUUAGGUCAAGUAACUGACAUUAAAACAAUAUCGAAAAAAGAACUACCCGCAGAAAAAGAAGGUGAAAAAGUAAUCGAGGAAGAAAAAGUGAUCACAGUUACUGAAAAAGUUAUAGACAAAACCCCUUCACCAGAAAAGGAAAGCAAGGCGCACAUUGCACUGUCACUUAUAGAUGCGAAGCCAACAGAUAAGCACAUAGUAUCACCUGUUUUGGAAAAGUCAACUGAUACAGAGUUUGCACCAGGAAAACAAGACCAAGCGAAAGGUAGCGAAAAAGUAGCCGUUGCACUUGUAUUUGAAAGUGUCUCAUCUGAUACAUUAGAUAAACCAACUCAUAUUAAAACGAUAUCAGAAAAAGAACUGUCCGCAGAAAAAGAAAGUGAAAAAGUAAUCGAGGAAGAAAAAAUAGUCAAAGUCACUGAAAAAGAAAUUGAGAAAACCCGUUCACCAGAAGAGGAAGACAGUGCACCUUUUGCAGUGUCACCUGUAGAUGCGAAGUCAACAGAAAAGCAAAUAGUAAAAUCUCAGUUAGAAAAGCCAACUGAAACUGAACUGAAGUUUGCACCAGGAAACGAAGACAAAUCUGGUGAUGGUGAAACAGUAGCCAUCGCGACUGUGACAGAAAGUUUAUCAACUGAUACAUUAGAUAAAGUAACUGAUGUUAAAACAAUAUCGAAAGAAAAACUGAGCCCAAAAAAAGAAAGUGAAAAAGUAAUUGAGGAAGAAAAAGUAAUUACAGUCACUGAAAAGGUAAUCGAGACAACUCCUUCACCAGAAAAGGAAGACAAGGCGUCCAUUGCACUGUCACCUGUAGAUGUGAAGUCAACAGAUAAGCAAAAAGUAUCACCUUUUUCAGGGAAGCCAACUGACACAGAAUUUCCACCAGAAAAAGAAGGCCAAGCGGAAGGUAGCGAUAAGACAGCUAUCGCGCUUGUGACAGAAAGUAUGUCAUCUGAUAUAUUAGAUAAAGUGACUGACAUUAAAACGAUAUCAGAAAAACAAUUGUCCGUAGAAAAAAAAAGUGAAAAAGUAAUCACAGUAACUGAAAAAGAAAUUGAGAAAACCCGCUCACCAGAAGAUGAAGACAGGGCGCACAUUGCAGUGUCGCCUGUAGAUGGGGAGCCAAAAGAUAAGCAUAUAAUAUCACCUGUUUUAGAAAAGCCAACUGAUACAAAGUUUGCACCAGGAAAAGGAGACCAAUCUGGAGGUAGCGAAAAAUCAGGCAUUGCGAUUGUGACAGAAAGUAUAUCGAAUGAUACAUUAGAUAAAAUAACUGAUGUAAAAACAAUAUCGGAAGAAAAAUUGAGUGCAAAUAAAGAAAGCGAAAAAGGAAUCGAGGAAGAAAAAGAAAUUACAGCCACUGAAAAGGUAACUGAGACAACUCCUUCACCAGCAAAGGAGGACAAGGCGUCCAUUGCACUGUCACCUAUAGAUGCGAAGUCAAUAGAUAAGCAAAAAGUAUCACCUGUUUCAGAGAAGCCAGCUGAUACAGAAUUUGCACCAGAAAAAGAAGGCCAAGCAGAAGGUAGCGAUAAGACAACCAUCGCGCUUGUGACAGAAAGAAUGUCAUCUGAUACAUUAGAUAUAGCAACUGACAUUCAAACAAUAGUGGAAAAAGAACUGACCUCAGAAAAAGAAAGUAAAAUUGUAAUCGAGGAAGAGAAAAUUAUAACAAUCACUGAAAAAGUAAUUGAAAAAUCUCCUUCUCCAGAAAAGGAAGUCAAGGCGCCCAUUGCACUGUCACCUGUAGAUGCAAAAUUAUCAGAUAAGCAAAAAAUAUCACCUGUUUCAGACAAGCCAACCGAUACAGAAAUAGAAGAUCAAGCGGAAGGUAGGGAUAAGACAGCCAUCGCGCUUGUGGCAGAAAGCAUGUCAUCUGAUACAUUAGAUAAAGUAACUGAAAUUAAAACAAUACCGAAAAAAGAACUAACCGCAGAAAAACAAAGUGAAAAAGUAAUCGAGGUAGAAAAAAUAGUCAAAGUCACUGAAAAAGAAAUUGAGAAAACCCGUUCACCAGAAGAGGAAGACAGUGCACCUUUUGCAGUGUCACCUGUAGAUGCGAAGUCAACAGAAAAGCAAAUAGUAAAAUCUCAGUUAGAAAAGCCAACUGAAACUGAACUGAAGUUUGCACCAGGAAACGAAGACAAAUCUGGUGAUGGUGAAACAGUAGCCAUCGCGACUGUGACAGAAAGUUUAUCAACUGAUACAUUAGGUAAAAUAACUGACAUUAAAACAAUAUCGGCAAAAGAACAAUCUGCAGAAAAAGAAAGUGAAAAACUAUUCGAAGAAGAAAAAAUUAUUACAGUCACUGAAAAGGUAAUUGGGAAAACUUCUCAAGAAAAGGAAGACACGGCGCCCAUUGCGCUAUCAUCUGUAGAUGCGAAGCCACAAUAUAAACAAAAAGUAUCACCCGUUUUAGAAAAACAAACUGAUACAGAAUUCGCACCAAGAAAAGGAGACAAAUCUGGAGGUAUUGAAAAAGCAGCGAUCGCGCUUGGGACAGAAAUUAUGUCAUGUGAUACCUUAGAUAAAGUAACUGAUAUUAAAAUAAUAACAGAAAAAGAACUGUCCGCACUAAAAGAAAGUGAAAAAUUAAUUGAGGAAGAAAAAAUAACAACAGUCACUGAAAAAGUAAUCGAAAAAGCCCCUUCAACUGAAGAGGAAGACAUGGCGCCCAUUGCACUGUCACCUGUAGAUGUGAAGCGAACAGAUAAACAAAAAGUAUCACCUGUUUUAGAAAAGCCAACUGAUACAGAGUCCACACCAGGAAUAGGAGACAAAACUGAAGGUAGUGAUAAAGCAGCCAUCGCGCUUGUGACAGAAAGUAUAUCAUCUGAUACUUUAAAUAAAGUAACUGAUAUUAAAAAAAUAUCUGAAAAAGAACUGUCCGCAAGAACAGAAAUUGAAAAAGUAAUCGAGGAAGAAAAAGUAAUUACAGUCACUGAAAAAAUAAUUGAAAAAACCUCUUCUCCAGAAGAGGAAGACAGGACGCCCAUUGCAGUGUCACCUGGAGAUGCGAAGCCGACUGAUAAGCACAUAGUUUCACCUGGUUUAGAAAAGCCAGUUGAUACAAAGGUCGCUCCAGGCAAAGGGGACCAUCCUGAAGGUAGCGAAAAGACUCUCAUCGCGCUUGCGACGGAAAGUAUGUCACCUGAUACAAUAGGUAAAGUAACUGACAUUAAAAAAAUAUCAGAAAAAGAACUUCUUGCUGAAAAAGAAAGUGCAAAGGUAAUCGAGGAAGAGAAAAUUAUAACAGUCGCUGAAAAAGUGAUUGAGAAAACGCCUACACCAGAAAAGGAAGUCAAUAUGCAUAUUGCACUAUCACCUGCAGCUGCGAAGUCAACAGAUAAGCAAAAAAUAUCACCUGUUUCAGAAAAGCCAACUGAUAAAAAAAUAGAAGAAUCACCUGUAUCAGAGUAUUUCACUGAUACAGAAAAAGAAGACCACGUGGAAGGUCCUGAUAAGACAGCCAUCGCACUUGUGACAGAAAGCAUGUCAUCUGAUAUAUUAGGUAAAAUAAAUGACAUUAAAACAAUAUCGGAAAUAACACUUCUUGCAGAAAAAGAAAGUGCAAAGGUAAUCGAGGAAGAGAAAAUUUUUGAAGUCCCUGAAAAAGUAAUUGAAAAAACUCCUUCUCCAGAAAAGGAAGACAAGACACCGAUUGCACUGACAUCUAAAGAUGGGAAGUCAACAGACAAGCAAAACAUAUCACAUGUUUCAGAAAAGCCAACUGAUACAGAAAUAGAAGACCACGCUGAAGGUACUGAUAGGACAGCCAUCGCGCUUGUGACAGAAAGCAUGUCAUCUGAUACAUUAGAUAAAGUCAAUGACAUUAAAAUAAUAUUGGAAAAAGAACUUCCUGCAGAAAAAGAAAGUGCACAGUUAAUGGAGGAACAGAAAAUUUUUAAAGUCACUGAAAAAGUAAUUGAAAAAACUCCUUUUCCAGAAAAGGAAGACAAGACACCGAUUGCACUGAUAUCUAGAGAUGAGAAACCAACAGAUAAGCAAAAAAUAUCACCUGUUUCAGAAAAGCCAACUCAUACAGAAAUGGCAGAUCACUCGGAAGGUAGGGAUAGGACAGCCAUCGCGCUUGUAACAGAAAGCAUGUCACCAAAAAUAUUAGACAAAGUAACUGAUAUUAAAAAAAUAUCGAAGAAGGAACUGUCCCCAGAAAAAGAAAGUGAAAAAGUUAUUGAGGAAGAAAAAAUCAUCACAGCCACCGAAAAAGAAAUUGAAAAAACCCCUUCACCAGAAGAGAAAGACAGGGCGCCCAUUGCAGUGUCAUCUGUAGAUGAGAAGUCAACAGAUAAGCAAAUAGUAUCACCUCGAUUAGAAAAGCCAACUGAUUUAGAGUUUGCACCAGUAAAAGGAGACAAAUCCGUAGGUAGAGAAAAAGCAGCUAUCGCGCUUGUGACAGAAAGUAUGUCACCUGAUACAUUAGGUGAAGUAACUGACAUUAAAACAAUAUCGGAAAAAGAACUUCCAGCAGAAAAAGAAAAAGCAAGGGUAACCGAGGAAGAGAUAAUUAUGAGAGUCAGUGAAAAAGUAAUUGAAAAAACUCCUUCUCCAGAAAAGGAAGACAAGACACCGAUUGCACUGACAUCUAUAGAUGAGAAGUCGACAGAUAAGCAAAAAAUAUCACCUGUUCCAGAAAAGCCAACUGAUACAGAAAUAGAAGACCACGCGGAAGGUAGUGAUAUGAUAGCCAUCGCGCCUGUGACAGAAAGCAAGUCAUCUGAUACAUUAGAUAAAGUAAGUAAUAUUAAAAAAAUAUCAGAAAAAGAACCGUCCCCAGAAAAAGAAAGUGAAAAAGUUAUCGAGGAAGAAAAACUCAUCACGGCCACCGAAAAAGAAAUUGAGAAAACCCCUUCACCAGAAGAGGAAGACAGGGCGCCCAUUGCAGUGUCAUCUGUAGAUGAGAAGUCAACAGAUAAGCAAAUAAUAUUACCUCUAUUAGAAAAGCCAACUGAUUUAGAGUUUGCACCAGGAAAAGGAGAUAAAUCUGGAGGUAAUGAAAAAGCAGCUAUCGCGCUUGUGACAGAAUGUAUGUCACCUGAUACAUUAGGUAAAAUAAAUGACAUUAAAACAAUAACGGAAAAAGAACUUUCUGCUGAAAAAGAAAGUGCAAAGGUAACCGGGGAAGAGAAAAUUUUGAGAGUCAGUGAAAAAUUAAUUGAAAAAACUCCUUCUCCAGAAAAGGAAGACAAGACACCGAUUGCAUUGACAUCUAGAGAUGAUAAGUCAACAGAUAAGCAAAAAAUAUCACCUGUUUCAGAAAAGCCAACUGAUACAGAAAUAGAAGACCACGCGGAAGGUAGUGAUAAGACAGCCAUAGCGCUUGUGACAGAAAGCAUGUCAUCUGAUACAUUAGAUAAAGUAACUGAUAUUAAAAAAAUAUCAGAAAAAGAACCGUCCCCAGACAAAGAAAGUGAAAAAGUUACCGAGAAAGAAAAAAUCAUCACAGCCACCGAAAAAGAAAUUGAGAAAACCCCUUCACCAGAAGAGGAAGACAGGGCGCCCAUUACAGUGUCACCUGUAUAUGCGAAGUCAACAGAUAAGCAAACAGUAUCACCACUAUUAGAAAAGCCAACUGAUAUAGAGUUUGCACCAGGAAAAGGAGACAAAUCUGAAGAUAGUGAAAAAGUAUCUAUCGCGCUUGUGACAGAAAGUAUGUCACCUGAUACAUUAGGUAAAUUAAAUGACACUAAAACAUCGGAAAAUGAACAACUUGCAGAAAAAGAAAGUACAAAGGUAAUCGAGGAAGAGAAAACUUUGAGAGUCAUUGAAAAAGUAAUUGAAAAAACUCCUUCUCCAGAAAAGGAAGACAAGACACCGAUUGCACUGACAUCUAUAGAUGAGAAGUCGACAGAUAAGCAAAAAAUAUCACCUGUUUCAGAAAAGCCAACUGAUAAAGAAAUAGCAGACCACGCGGAAGGUAGGGAUAAGGCAGCCAUCGCGCUUGUAACAGAAAGCAUGUCAUCUGAUAUAUUAAAUAAAGUAACUGAUAUUAAACAAAUAUCGAAAAAAGAACUGUCCGCAGAAAAAGAAAGUGAAAAAGUUACCGAGGAAGAAAAAAUCAUCACAGCCACCGAAAAAGAAAUUGAAAAAACCCCUUCACCAGAAGAGAAAGACAGGGCGCCCAUUGCAGUGUCAUCUGUAGAUGAGAAGUCAACAGAUAAGCAAACAGUAUCACCUCUAUUAGAAAAGCCAACUGAUAUAGAGUUUGCACCAGGAAAAGGAGACAAAUCUGAAGAUAGUGAAAAAGCAUCUAUAGCGCUUGUGACAGAAAGUAUGUCACCUGAUACAUUAGGUAAAUUAAAUGACACUAAAACAUCGGAAAAUGAACAACUUGCAGAAAAAGAAAGUGCAAAGGUAAACGAGGAAGAGAAAAUUUUGAGAGUCAGCGAAAAAGUAAUUGAAAAAACUCCUUCUCCAGAAAAGGAAGACAAGACACCGAUUGCAUUGACAUCUAGAGAUGAGAAGUCAACGGAUAAGCAAAAAAUAUCACCUGUUUCAGAAAAGCCAACUGAUACAGAAAUAAAAGACCACGCGGAAGGUAGUGAUAAGAUAGCCAUCGCGCUUGUGACAGAAAGCAUGUCAUCUUAUACAUUAGAUAAAGUUAGUAAAAUUAAAAAAAUAUCAGAAAAAGAACUGUCCCCAGAAAAAGAAAGUGAAAAAGUUAUCGAGGAAGAAAAACUCAUCACAGCCACCGAAAAAGAAACUGAGAAAACCCCUUCACCAGAAGAGGAAGGCAGGGCGCCCAUUGCAGUGUCACCUGUAGAUGCGAAGUCAAGAGACAAGCAAACUCCUUUUCCAGAAAAGGAAGACAAGACACCAAUUGCACUGACAUCUAUAGAUGAGAAGUCAGCAGAUAAGCAAAAAAUAUCAACUGUUUCAGAAAAGCCAAAUGAUACAGAAAAAGAAUACCACGCAGAUGGAAGUGAUAAGACAGCCAUCGCGCUUGUGACAGAACGCAAGUCAUCUGAUACAUUAGAUAAAGUAACUGAUAUUAAAAAAACAUUGGAAAAAGAACUGUCCGUGGAAAAAGAAAGUGAAAAAGUUAUCGAGGAAGAAAAAAUCAUCACAGCCACCGAAAAAGAAAUUGAGAAAACUCCUUCUCCAGAAAAGGAAGACAAGACACCGACUGCACUGACAUCUAGAGAUAAGGAGACAACAGAUGAGCAAAAAAUAUCACCUGUUUCAGAAAAGCCAACUGAUACAGAAAUAGAAGACCACGUGGAAGUUAGUGAUAAGACAGCCAACGCGCUUAUGACAGAAAGCAAGUCAUCUGAUACAUUAGAUAAAGUAACUGAUAUUAAAAAAACAUUGGAAAAAGAACUGUCCGCGGAAAAAGAAAGUGAAAAAGUUAUCGAGGAAGAAAAAAUCAUCACAGUCACUGAAAAAGAAAUUGAGAAAACUCCUUCACCAGAAGAGGACGACAGAGCGCCCAUUGCAGUGUCACCUGUAGAUGCGAAGUCAACAGAUAAGCAAAAAGCAUCACCUUUAUUAGAUAAGCCAACUGAGAUAGAGUUUGCAUCAGGAAAAGGAGACAAAUCUGGAAGUAGUGAAAAAGCAGCCAUCACGCUUAUGACAGAAAGUACGUCAACUGAUACAUAUGGUAAAGUAACUGACAUUAAAAUAAUAUCGGAAAAAGAACUUUCUGCAGAAAAAGAAAGUGCACAGUUAAUCGAGGAAGAGAAAAUGAUUACAGUCACUGAAAAAGAAAUUGAAAAAACUUCUUCACCAGAAAAGGAUGACAAGGCGUCGAAUGCACUGUCAUCUAGAGAUAAGGCGUCAACAGAUGAACAAACAAUAGCACCUGUUUCAGAAAAAUCAACCGAUACCGAAUUAGAAGACCAUUCGAAAAGUAGUGAUAAGACAGCCAUCGCGCUUGUGACAGAAAGCAAGUCAUCUGAUACAUUAGAUAAAGUAACUGAUAUUAAAAAAACAUUAGAAAAAGAACUGUCCGCGGAAAAAGUAAGUGAAAAAGUUAUCGAGGAAGAAAAAAUCAUCACAGUCACUGAAAAAGAAAUUGAAAAAACUCUUUCUCCAGAAAAGGAAGACAAGACACUGAUUGCACUGAUAUCUAGAGAGAAGGAGACAACAGAUGAGCAAAAUAUAUCACCUGUUUCAGAAAAGCCAACUGAUACAGAAAUAGAAGACCACGCGGAAGAUAGUGUUAAGACAGCCAUCGCGCUUGUGACAGAAAGAAAGUCAUCUGAUACAUUAGAUAAAGUAACUGAUAUUAAAAAAACAUUGGAAGAAGAACUGUCCGCGGAAAAAGAAAGUGAAAAAGUUAUCGAGGAAGAAAAAAUCAUCACAGUCACUGAAAAAGAAAUUGAGAAAACUCCUUCACCAGAAGAGGACGACAGAGCGCCCAUUGCAGUGUCACCUGUAGAUGCGAAGUCAACAGAUAAGCAAAAAGCAUCACCUUUAUUAGAUAAGCCAACUGAGAUAGAGUUUGCACCAGGAAAAGGAGACAAAUACGUUGGUAGUGAAAAAGCAGCCAUUGCGCUUAUGACAGAAAGUAUGUCAACUGAUACAUACGGUAAAGUAACUGACAUUAAAAUAAUAUCGCAAAAAGAACUUUCUGCAGAAAAAGAAAGUGCACAGUUAAUCGAGGCAGAGAAAAUUAUUACAGUCACUGAAAAAGAAAUUGAAAAAACUCCUUCACCAGAAAAGGAUGACAAAGCCUCGAUUGCACUGUCAUCUAGAGAUAAGACGUCAACAGAUGAACAAACAAUAGCACCUGUUUUAGAAAAACCAACCCAUACAGAAUUAAAAGACCAUUCGGAAAGUAGUGAUAAGACAACCAUCUCGCUUGUGACGGUAAGCAAGUCAUCUGAUAUAUUAGAUAAAGGAAGUAGUAUUCAAAAAAUAUCAGAAAAAGAACUGUCCCCAGAAAAAGAAAGUGAAAAAGUUAUCGAGGAAGAAAUUAUCAUCACAGCCACCGAAAAAGAAAUUGAGAAAACUCCUUCGCCAGAAGAGGAAGGCAGGGCGCCCAUUGCAGUGUCACCUGUAGAUGCGAAGUCAACAGACAAGCAAAUAGUAUCACCCCUAUUAGAAAAGCCAACUGAUAUAGAGUUUGCAUCAGGCAAAGGAGACAAAUCUGGAGGAAGUGAAAAAGCAGCCAUCGCACUUAAGACAGAAAGUAUGUCAACUGAUACAUAUGGUAAAGUAACUGACAUUAAAAUAAUAUCGGAAGAAGAACUUUCUGCAGAAAAAGAAAGUGCACAGUUAAUCGAGGCAGAGAAAAUUAUUACAGUCACUGAAAAAGAAAUUGAAAAAACUCCUUCACCAGAAAAGGAUGACAAGGCGUCGAUUGCACUGUCAUCUAGAGAUAAGACGUCAACAGAUGAACAAACAAUAGCACCUGUUUUAGAAAAACCAACCCAUACAGAAUUAAAAGACCAUUCGGAAAGUAGUGAUAAGACAACCAUCGCGCUUGUGACAGGAAGCAAGUCAUCUGAUACAUUAGAUAAAGUAAGUGAUAUUAAAAAAAUAUCAGUAAAAGAACUGUCCCCAGAAAAAGAAAGUGAAAAAGUUAUCGAGAAAGAAAAAAUCAUCACAGCCACCGAAAAAGAAAUUGAGAAAACUCCUUCACCAGAAGAGGAGGACAGGCCACCCAUUGCAGUGUCACCUGUAGAUGCGAAGUCAACAGACAAGCAAAUAGUAUCACCCCUAUUAGAAAAGCCAACUGAUACAGAGUUUGUAUUAGGCAAAGGAGACAAAUCUAGAGGAAGUGAAAAAGCAGCCAUCGCGCUUAAGACAGAAAGUAUGUCAACUGAUACAUAUGGUAAAGUAACUGACAUUAAAAUAAUAUCGGAAGAAGAACUUUCUGCAGAAAAAGAAAGUGCACAGUUAAUCGAGGCAGAGAAAAUUAUUACAGUCACUGAAAAAGAAAUUGAAAAAACUCCUUCACCAGAAAAGGAUGACAAGGCGUCGAUUGCACUGUCAUCUAGAGAUAAGACGUCAACAGAUGAACAAACAAUAGCACCUGUUUUAGAAAAACCAACCCAUACAGAAUUAAAAGACCAUUCGGAAAGAAGUGAUAAGACAACCAUCGCGCUUGUGACAGAAAGCAAGUCAUCUGAUACAUUAGAUAAAGUAAGUAAUAUUAAAAAAAUAUCAGAAAAAGAACUGUCCCCAGAAAAAGAAAGUGAAAAAGUUAUCGAGGAAGAAAAAAUCAUCACAGCACCGAAAAAGAAAUUGAGAAAACUCCUUCACCAGAAGAGGACGACAGAGCGCCCAUUGCAGUGUCACCUGUAGAUGCGAAGUCAACAGACAAGCAAAUAGUAUCACCCCUAUUAGAAAAGCCAACUGAUAUAGAGUUUGCACCAGGCAAAGGAGACAAAUCUGGAGGAAGUGAAAAAGCAGCCAUCGCGCUUAAGACAGAAAGUAUGUCAACUGAUACAUAUGGUAAAGUAACUGACAUUAAAAUAAUAUCAGAAAAAGAACUUUCUGCAGAAAAAGAAAGUGCACAGUUAAUCGAGGCAGAGAAAAUUAUUACAGUCACUGAAAAAGAAAUUGAAAAAACUCCUUCGCCAGAAAAGGAUGACAAGGCGUCGAUUGCACUGUCAUCUAGAGAUAAGACGUCAACAGAUGAACAAACAAUAGCACCUGUUUUAGAAAAACCAACCCAUACAGAAUUAAAAGACCAUUCGGAAAGUAGUGAUAAGACAACCAUCUCGCUUGUGACGGAAAGCAAGUCAUCUGAUACAUUAGAUAAAGGAAGUAGUAUUCAAAAAAUAUCAGAAAAAGAACUGUCCCCAGAAAAAGAAAGUGAAAAAGUUAUCGAGGAAGAAAUUAUCAUCACAGCCACCGAAAAAGAAAUUGAGAAAACUCCUUCACCAGAAGAGGAAGGCAGGGCGCCCAUUGCAGUGUCACCUGUAGAUGCGAAGUCAACAGACAAGCAAAUAGUAUCACCCCUCUUAGAAAAGCCAACUGAUAUAGAGUUUGCAUCGGGCAAAGGAGACAAAUCUGGAGGAAGUGAAAAAGCAGCCAUCGCGCUUAAGACAGAAAGUAUGUCAACUGAUACAUAUGGUAAAGUAACUGACAUUAAAAUAAUAUCGGAAGAAGAACUUUCUGCAGAAAAAGAAAGUGCACAGUUAAUCGAGGCAGAGAAAAUUAUUACAGUCACUGAAAAAGAAAUUGAAAAAACUCCUUCACCAGAAAAGGAUGACAAGGCGUCGAUUGCACUGUCAUCUAGAGAUAAGACGUCAACAGAUGAACAAACAAUAGCACCUGUUUUAGAAAAACCAACCCAUACAGAAUUAAAAGACCAUUCGGAAAGCAGUGAUCAGACAACCAUCGCGCUUGUGACAGAAAGCAAGUCAUCUGAUACAUUAGAUAAAGUAAGUAAUAUUAAAAAAAUAUCAGAAAAAGAACUGUCCCCAGAAAAAGAAAGUGAAAAAGUUAUCGAGGAAGAAAAAAUCAUCACAGCCACCGAAAAAGAAAUUGAGAAAACUCCUUCACCAGUAGAGGAGGACAGGGCACCCAUUGCAGUGUCACCUGUAGAUGCGAAGUCAACAGACAAGCAAAUAGUAUCAUCCCUAUUAGAAAAGCCAACUGAUAUAGAGUUUGCAUCGGGCAAAGGAGACAAAUCUGGAGGAAGUGAAAAAGCAGCCAUCGCGCUUAAGACAGAAAGUAUGUCAACUGAUACAUAUGGUAAAGUAACUGACAUUAAAAUAAUAUCGGAAGAAGAACUUUCUGCAGAAAAAGAAAGUGCACAGUUAAUCGAGGCAGAGAAAAUUAUUACAGUCACUGAAAAAGAAAUUGAAAAAACUCCUUCACCAGAAAAGGAUGACAAGGCGUCGAUUGCACUGUCAUCUAGAGAUAAGACGUCAACAGAUGAACAAACAAUAGCACCUGUUUUAGAAAAACCAACCCAUACAGAAUUAAAAGACCAUUCGGAAAGUAGUGAUAAGACAACCAUCGCGCUUGUGACAGAAAGCAAGUCAUCUAAUACAUUAGAUAAAGUAAGUAAUAUUAAAAAAAUAUCAGAAAAAGAACUGUCCCCAGAAAAAGAAAGUGAAAAAGUUAUCGAGGAAGAAAAAAUCAUCACAGCUACCGAAAAUGAAAUUGAGAAAACUCCUUCACCAGAAGAGGAAGACAGGGCGCCCAUUGCAGUGUCACCUGUAGAUGCGAAGUCAACAGACAAGCAAAUAGUAUCACCCGUAUUAAAAAAGCAAACUGAUAUAGUGUUUGCACCAGGCAAAGGAGACGAAUCUGGAGGAAGUGAAAAAGCAGCCAUCGCGCUUAAGACAGAAAGUAUGUCAACUGAUAUAUAUGGUAAAGUAACUGACAUAAAAAUAGUAUCGGAAAAAGAACUUUCUGCAGAAAAAGAAAGUGAAAAAUUUAUUGAGGAAGAAAAAAUCAUCACAGCCACCGAAAAAGAAAUUGAGAAAACACCUUCACCAGUAGAGGAGGACAGGGCACCCAUUGCAGUGUCACCUGUAGAUGCGAAGUCAACAGACAAGCAAAUAGUAUCACCCCUAUUUGAAAAGCCAACUGAUAUAGAGUUUGCACAGGGCAAAGGAGACAAAUCUGGAGGAAGUGAAAAAGCAGCCAUCGUGCUUAAGACAGAAAGUUUGUCAACUGAUACAUAUGGUAAAGAAACUGACACUAAAAUAAUAUCGGAAAAAGAACUUUCUGCAGAAAAAGAAAGUGCACAGUUAAUCGAGGCAGAGAAAAUUAUAACAGUCACUGAAAAAGAAAUUGAAAAAACUCCUUCACCAGAAAAGGAUGACAAGGCGUCGAUUGCACUGUCAUCUAGAGAUAAGACGUCAACAGAUAUACAAACAAUAGCACCUGUUUUAGAAAAACCAACCCAUACAGAAUUAAAAGACCAUUCGGAAAGUAGUGAUAAGACAACCAUCGCGCUUGUGACAGAAAGCAAGUCAUCGGAUACAUUAGAUAAAGUAACUGAUAUUAAAAAAACAUUGGAAAAAGAACUGUCCGCGGAAAAAGUAAGUGAAAAAGUUAUCGAGGAAGAAAAAAUCAUCACAGUCACUGAAAAAGAAAUUGAAAAAACUCCUUCUCCAGAAGAGGAAGACAAGAUACCGAUUGCACUGACAUCUAGAGAUAAGGAAACAACAGAUGAGCAAAAAAUAUCACCUGUUUCAGAAAAGCCAACUGAUACAGAAACAGAAGACCACGCGGAAGGUAGUGAUAAGACAGCCAUCGCGCUUGUGACAGAAAGGAAGUCAUCUGAUACAUUAGAUAAAGUAACUGAUAUUAAAAAAAUAUCGGAAAAAGAACUGUCCGCGGAAAAAGAAAGUGAAAAAGUUAUCGAGGAAGAAAAAAUCAUCACAGUCUCUGAAAAAGAAAUUGAAAAAACUCCUUCUCCAGAAAAGGAAAACAAGACACCGAUUGCACUGACAUGUAGAGAUAAGGAGACAACAGAUGAGCAAAAAACAUCACCUGUUUCAGAAAAGCCAACUGAUACAGAAAUAGAAGACCACGUGGAAGUUAGUAAUAAGACAGCCAUCGCGCUUAUGAUAGAAAGCAAGUCAUCUGAUACAUUAGAUAAAGUAACUGAUAUUAAAAAAACAUUGGAAAAAGAACUGUCCGCGG